CCGCGGACAAUGUUGCCGGUCCACAGAGCUGUCCACCGAUAAUCGAAUGGGAGGAGACGGAUCGUUACUCCUUCGACGACUCCGAUCGCUUCGAGGAGGAUUCUUUGUGCAGCUGGAGCAGCGAGACAGAGUCGUUGAGCAACAACUGGAGGGGAUGGCGACGACCCACUACCGGUUUCGGCACCACCAAGAAGUCCCCCGAAGAUGGACAAACAGUACCGACGCUAUGCGAGCUGGCGGCGCGAUGCGUCGCCUCUCAUAUCCCGUUCGAGCUGGUGGAACACGUUUAUCCACCGGUGCCGGAACAACUGCAGCUCAGGAUAGCGUUCUGGAGUUUCCCGGACAACGAGGAGGACAUCAGGCUUUACUCCUGCCUGGCGAACGGAAGCGCGGACGAGUUUCAGCGCGGCGAACACUUCUUUCGAUCGAGGAGCGUCAAAGACCCCCUGCAGAUCGGAUUCCACCUGAGCGCCACCGUGAACGCACAGGGGGUGAACGCGCAGGGGGUGAUGAAUGGCGUCAGAUCGCAGUUCAAUGUUGCUGUGACGUUCGAUCGACGGAAGAUCACGACAUGCAACUGCACUUGCUCCUCCACGGCCUAUUGGUGCGCCCACGUGGUCGCCGUUUGCCUCCAUAGGAUACACAUGCCGACGCAGGUGUGCCUGAGAGCUCCAGUUAGCGAAUCCCUGUCACGUUUGCACCGGGACCAACUGCAGAAGUUCGCGCAAUAUCUCAUCACAGAGCUACCGCAACAGAUUCUGCCCACUGCCCAGCGUCUGUUGGACGAGCUGUUGUCGGUUCAGCCGAGCACCAUCAACAGUUUCUGCGGUGCACCGGAUCCCACUGCUGGCGCCUCCGCGCACGACCAAACCUCCUGGUACCUCGACGAGAAGACGCUACACGACAACAUCAAGAAGAUCCUCAUCAAGUUCUGUGUACCAGCCCCGAUAGUCUUCAGCGAUGUUAAUUACCUGUGCACAAGCGCGCCUCCUGCAGCCGCCGAAUGGGCCUCGUUGCUGCGACCGUUGCGCGGCCGUGAACCGGAAGGCAUGUGGAAUCUGUUGUCGAUCGUCCGCGAGAUGUUCAAUAGGAACGAUCGUAACGCAAUACCGCUGUUGGAGAUCAUCACCGAGGAGUGUAUGGCCUGCGAGCAGAUCUUGGUAUGGUGGUUCAACACGAAGGUAGCGUUGCUAAAUGGAACCGGAUACGGUGGCAAGCACAACAUGAACAACAACGCGCACGCCUCUCAGCAUGCGUGUUCGUCGUUGUGCGACGAGAUCGUCGUUCUCUGGCGAUUAGCCGCUUUGAAUCCUGGACUCUCGCCUGCUGAGCGCGAGAUGCUUCAUGGACAGUUCACUGGAUGGCAUAUGAAGAUCAUCGACAAGGUGAUGAAAAGUCGGGGCAGUUCGGUGACGCACAAUUCACAGAACAAGAACAACUAUUGCGUCUACAAGGAUUCGCUGAAUAACGACGUGGCCGUGUUCACCGGAUUCAAAUCGGCGCUCGAGGCGUGCUAUCUAGAUUGGGAGGAGUACACAUUGCCUGGUAUCACGUACACAGCCGGAAGCAAUCCCAUGUAUCAUUGUCCGUUCACGUGUUUUCGGCAUGCAGGCGAUGCUAGAACCGAGGUGAACCAGGUGAAUUCGAGCGCAGCCGUGUUGAAUUGCCAGCCGCCCGUUUCUCACCAUCAUGGAAGACGUCUGGGCCUGAAUCAGGGCCUGGUGGAAUUUAGUUACAUGGACAGAAGGCGGCUGAACCCGCGAGAAUGCUCAGGACUGUGCUCGCGGAGCGGUGGAGGCGACGGAAACCGCAGCAGCGUCAGCUCAGAAGGUUUCUGCGAGAACGAAACCGACAUUCCCGAUAUUUCCGAGCCUCAAGUAGUUCUCGUUAGACGGUCUUGCGCUCAACUAAAUAAUUGCCGGGACACGGAUUCGCAGGAGGGUGGCGGCAGCGAGUCGUCGUCGAACAGCAACGUCAGCCUGAAGAACGCUCAAAACUCGGACAAGCACCGCUCAAACACCUCGUCCGAGACCCAUAGUGAUAGUAGUGAUAGUAGUAAUAACAAAGCUGCCUGCGACGCGAAGUGCAGCAGGACGAAUUUCGACUACCGGGAGAAAUCGCGAACAGUGUUGCCGAAGAGGAUAGGUUCGAAGAGCGAGCAAGAGUCUGACCAGGAGAAAGAUCCAUCCAGAAGACCCUCCAAGGACGAGAGUUCUUCUUCUAGCAGCGACAGUCCGUCAGGGGACGAGUAUCACGUUUACUAUUACGAUCCGAAGGCUGUGGUGACCGCGAACGGCGCAUCCAGCAAGGACUCGAAGAACGAAUCGGAGAGUAGUAGCACACCGAACGCCAGCACUGUGUUGGGUGAUUUGAUGAAAACAGAGGAUCCGUGGGACAUCCUGUUCGCCAGAGCCGAAGGACUCUACGCUCAUGGACACACGAGGGAAGCGUGUAUACUUGGUGUGCAACUAGGAGAGGAGCUGUUGGCGAAUCCUCCGUGUCUAAUGGUCGACGAGUUCCCGCUGAGUUUUAAAGCAAGAAGGAGGAAGCAACCAGUAAGGUCGACUCCCCAUCAUGUCACGUGCCUUGCGACCGCUACCCUAGCCAAGUGUUGCUUCCUGUGCACGGUCCUCGCUGAGAACCCGGAGUACUAUAACUUGGCGUUUAGAGUGGGACUUUUUGGCCUGGAGUUGCCUAGACCACCGGCUAAUACUAAACCACUGGAGGUGAAGCUGGCUAAUCAGGAAAGCGAACUGGUAGCCCUUCUCAAGAGGAUUCCACUUGGCCCAGCUGAAUUGGCGAUGGUCAUACAGAGAGCUGAACAACUGAGGGACGGCGUUAUACGAUGUAGAGGCUACGCUCUGCUUCCUAUCAUGCUGGCCAGUUUCAUAUUCGACGCCCUUCACACCUCGAGACUAAAACACCUGUCCCCAGACGUUGACGAGAACCUUGGCUUCGACGCUGCUGUUGCUGCACUGGGCUUGAAGGCGUACGUGAGCGAGGCUGAGCAUCCGCUUCUUUGCGAGGGCACUAGGCGCCAGAGAGGGGAUUUAGCUAUUACUCUGCUUGUACAUUACAAGGACGAGCCAACGAAAGUGGCGAGAAUUAUGGACAAAUUGUUGGAUCGAGACGUUCACCAGCUGAUUAAAUCUCCAAUUCGUAGUAGCUAUUACACCUCUAAUCCUCCAACCAAGAGCGAGAUAGCGAGAUAUCAUCACGACGAAGAAUAUUUUUCCCUUCUUGCGGGAAUGGACGCUGGAAAUGGCGAUAGUGUUAUAUUUGACGGUAGCAGUAGCUGCUGUUGGCAACCACACAGUAGCACUAGCGCGGAAUUAGAAUGCAUGAGUGCACUGACAGUUCAGCCACAAAUGGUUCAGCCACCUGUGUCUACAAGGACUAAAGAUAUAAGUUGUUACAGAUAUAAAAGCAAGAGACUGUGCCCAUCGAUACCCAACCAACCAUCAGAGGCAGGCGCACACUUUGUGUGCGAGCUGGCGAAGAGUGUCCUCGCGAAAGCUGGAGGCAACAGUUCCACAUCUUUAUUUACCCAAGCAUCCACCAGUCAGAAUCCUCACGGACCUCACAGAGCUCUGCACAUGUGCUCCUUCCAACUUGCUCUAUACGCUCUUGGGCUUCAUAACUGCGUUACUCCCAACUGGCUCAGUCGCACUUACUCCAGUCACGUGUCCUGGAUCACUGGACAGGCGAUGGAGAUUGGAGCACCGGCGAUUUGGUUCUUAAUUGAAAGCUGGGAGGGACAUUUGACGCCGCCUGAGGCUGUCGGCAUAGCCGACAAGUCGUCCAGGGGAAGUGACCCCAACAUGGUUGGAGCAGCCGCGCAACUCGCUUUGUCUUGCUUGCCACAUGCUCACGCGCUCAAUCCAAAUGAAGUGCAGAGAGCAAUUCUGCAGUGUAAAGAGCAAAGUGAUCUGAUGUUAGAAAAAGCUUGUAUCACGGUGGAGAAGACGGCAAAAGGAGGUGGAGUAUACCCGGAAGUGUUGUUCCAGGUGGGCAAAUAUUGGUACGAGUUGUAUCUCAAGCACACUCCUGGCGGAGAACAGCAGAUGGACGAUAUGCCACCUGCUUCGUUGGAUCUGAACGAGGACCUUCAUUUACUUCUGGUGGAGCCUGGACCUCCAGUGGAUAUGUCCAAGGCGAAGAUGAUGCCUGGACCAACUCAAGCGGUUCCCGUGACCAGUACUCAGCCACCUCCUCAACCACCUCCUCAGCCAUAUCCAACGCAUCCAACUAUAACUACACGAGCACCUCCGGUGCUCUUAUUGGUUCCAGUAGUUGGUAUACCGUACGCAGUGGGUCCUUACAGCUACGUACACCCCCAUCAUUCUGUCCCAACUUUUGGUAGCCCGAUGCCGUCUCAUAGGGGUACUUUACCACCAGCACCGCCACACAUGCAAAUGUAUCACGCGGCAUUCCCGCCUCAUCCGGGCCAUCCACAGCACCCGCAACUUCCGCAACAUCCGCAGCAUUCGCAACAUCCGCAACAUCCGCAACAUCCACAGCAUUCGCAACACCCGCAACAUCCGCAACACCCGCAGCAUCCGCAGCAUCCGUCACAGCCCACGCAACCACCAGCGUUGUCGCAAUACUACACGUCGCAACCUCCGCCACCGCCGGGAACCCAUCAUUUGUUCACCAUGCAACAGUCGAUGCCGGUAAAUGUUCAGGCAGGAGUAACUGGGCCUAUUCCUGGCCAGAACAACAUGCCUGGAUCGGCGCUGGUACCAGCUCAACCUAUAAUAUCCACUGUGAGAACUCAGCCACAGGUUCACAGGCAAACUCAGCCUCGGGAGCAUCGAGCUCUGGUCGCGGCAUACCGCGUGGGCAUGUUGGCACUGGAGACUCUAGCUCGUCGCGUGCACGACGACAGAUCUCAGGCUAAAUUCGCGCGGAGUCCACCUUACGGCGAGGAUGUGAAGUGGUUGUUGAGAGUGUCGAAACGUCUUGGUACGCAGCAUCUCCAACAGCUUUGCGUCUGCACGGUGAACAGCAUCGUCAGUCCCUUCGUCCUCCAUGAUCUUGCUGUGGAAGCAGCGCUCUAUCUAGCUAGGAAUAAUCCAGCUCUUAUGCUUCAACACUUGAGAUGUCCUUUCUUGGCACCACUUGUCAGCAAGUGUCAACAAAUGUACUUUCAGUGCUUGCAUCAGAAGCUGUACCACCUCACGACAGGUGAGUACGAGGACUUUGUGAGUGUCGUCCGUGCAGCUAGAGCAGCGUUCCACAUUACUCCUGAGGGUCAUGUUCAGUUCAAGGAGUGGCUACAAUCUAUUAAAAGAUCUAAAUCGUGCAGCAAAGAACUGUGGACACAAAUCAACGCGGCACUACAGCCGAACGGCAAAUGACACAGAGCUGAGCCAGGCGUGACGUGGCUCAACUCUCUUCCUCCUCCUCCACCGCCCCCGCCACCACCACCACCGACGACGACGAUUACCCGCGUUCUUCAGCGUCAGCGUUCUCAUCGUCGUAUGCGUCCACGGCCUGGCUACCCUCGACAAGCUGGAAAAAGAUCUCCAUAGCGUUCAUCGUCGACGUACGACAGUCACGUCGGCAGUGGCAUCGAUCUCGAACGAUCAUCGAACCAUCAGGGCAACUAGAGACGGCCGAUAAUCGCUUUGUUCAUCUCUCGUUCAUCCCACAACAUGGAAGGAAAUGAGGAAAUAAAAAAAAAAAAUAAUCGAUGACUCCACUGAACGCGAGAGAUAUAAUAUUUCUUGACUUUAGUUAAUGUAUCUGACAGAUUAAGCGAGAGAAAGAGAGCUAGAUGAAGAGAUAGAUAGAUAGAGCGAGAGAGAGGGAGAGAGAGAAAGAGAGAAUUUUUGGGAGAAAGGACGUGUGUACGAGAGAAAAAGUGAGAGGUAGAGAGAGUAUGACUAUACUUUUAAUUAAGAGUACACGUUAAUGUAUGUGCAUGGCAGAGAGAGAGAGAGAGAGAGAGAGAGAGAGAGAGAGAAAGUGAGAGAAAAAGAGUGUGCAAGGAAUGACGUCAGGUUUUUGCAAUUGAACAAUUUCAACGUCACCGACCGUUUCCUGGAAGAUCAAGAAACGAUAUUAUAUGUAAACGAUUGUAGUAAACGCAUUGGGAAGCAUCGUGUGUUGUUGCGUACGUCAAUCGCUAAAGGCACCAUUUUUUUCCUGCGUUUCAAAUGAGAGAUAGAAAAACAGAAAAAAAAUAAGAGACGAAAGAAAAAUAAACGUACGAGUUUGAAGA
Habropoda laboriosa is the source of this 6226-nucleotide messenger RNA. RefSeq names its product zinc finger SWIM domain-containing protein 8 (gene Dora). The transcript has 21 exons. The coding region runs from base 510 to 5360 and encodes 1616 amino acids. The record is from RefSeq and is a predicted model, not a curated record. Gene Ontology annotation, cellular component: Cul2-RING ubiquitin ligase complex. Gene Ontology annotation, molecular function: zinc ion binding. NCBI's taxonomy places the organism in Eukaryota, Metazoa, Arthropoda, Insecta, Hymenoptera, Apidae.